AUGGAGAUUCUGGGCAAAGGUCAAGAGGGCACCCUGCCCUGCCCGCCGAUAGCCCCCAGCCCCAGCUUCAUCUGCGUCACGGCCAAGUCCCCCAAAGCCAGCGCCCAGUUUGUGCUCCCGGAGACCUGCACCAUCCAGCAGUUCAAGGAAGACAUUGCCAAGCGCUUCAAGUGCGAGAGCAGCCAGCUGGUGCUGGUCUUCUUUGGGAGGAUCCUGAAGGACCAGGCCACCCUCCGGCAGUGCGGGAUCAACGACGGGAUGACCGUCCACCUGGUGAUCAGGUCCCAGCCGAGAGACAUGGAAGACCUGCUGCCUUACAGGCCCCGGAUGCCAGCCUGCCCCCAGGCCCCCUCCCUCGGCCCCACCCCGUUCAGCCUCGGCACGCAGGGCUCCUGGGGCCCUCCAGAGUCCCGCCUCGCCAGCCCCGAGUGGCUCCCCGUGCCCACCUCCGAGACGAUCGUCCAGAAGGUGCGGCAGGUGAUCCUGGCCAACCCGGAGAUCCAGCAGCUGGCCCAGCAGGUCCCCUCCAUCAGCCACAUCCUCAACAACGCCGACAUCAUGCGGGUGAUCCUGGACAAGAUGCGGGAGAUUAUGGACUUGGCCCGCAGCCCCGAGAUGGUGAUGCUUCCGGAGCCGAAGGGCCCCGACCAAGCCCUGGCCAGCCUGCAGAGCAACGUCCCCGGCGGGGACAACCCCUUGCGGCAGCUCAACAGCGAGGUGCAGGAGCCGGGGCUGAACCCGGGCCAAGACUGCUUCGGGCCCAACCCCUACGCCACCCUGGGGAGGGGCCCUUGCCCGUUCCCAGAGCAGGGCACCCUCCGGGGCCAGGAGUGCCAUUCCCUGGCCUCCCCCAGCACCACCAGCCUGGGCAGCGUGGAAGGGGGGCUCUGCAACGGCUGGGUGCGUCCUCUGGGGCCCAGCCCCUCUCUGCCCAGCCUGGCCUACUGCUCCGGGAUGGAACCCUUCGUCACCCAGAACCCGGACCCUGCCGAGAUCCCCCUGAUGAUUGUGAACCUCUGCAACGCCUACACCAAGCGCAUGAUGAUCACCCUCAUGCAGAACGCCCUGCUGGCCUCCCAGAACGCCCAGGCGGGCCAGCAGGAGCAGAUCCAGGACCAGGUGACCAACCUCUCCCAGCAGAUGCAGAGCCCGGAGAUGACGGCCGCCAUGUCCAACCCCACCGCCAUCCAGGCCUGGGUGCAGAUGGAGCAGGGCCUGCAGACCCUCCUGGGGGAAGCCCCCGUCCUCAUCCCGUGGUUCAUGCUGCGGCUGCGGGGGCUGGAGAGCGCCGCCAGGGGGGGCCAGGGGGCUGGGGCCCCGUCUUGCCCGGGCCCGGCCGUUGCUGAGUAG
Molecule: messenger RNA, 1350 nt
Organism: Heteronotia binoei (common prickly gecko)
Lineage: Eukaryota; Metazoa; Chordata; Lepidosauria; Squamata; Gekkonidae
Product: ubiquilin-1-like
Exons: 1
Coding region: 1-1350 (449 amino acids)
Biological process (GO): ubiquitin-dependent protein catabolic process
Cellular component (GO): cytosol
Molecular function (GO): polyubiquitin modification-dependent protein binding
Source: RefSeq, a predicted model, not a curated record